AUGAUAUCUGCGCCGUCACCAUCAACACUAUCACCAUCCACAUCAUCUAUAUCACCGAGAUUUCCCUCUCCUUUAUCACCAUCUAAAUGUAAACUGUCAGAGUUUUAUAAAGUACCAUUGCGAGGCAGUCGCAUAAGUAAAAUAUCAUGCAAACGACGUGAGCAUAAACGAACUAUCGCUAAAUUGCGUCGUAUGUUACCGCAUGAACAAAACGUGAUACAUUGCUCAGAGUUGGAGCUUAUCAACCAUAUCAUCGAUUAUAUCAUUUCUCUUCAGGAGAUGUUACGAUCUCAAGAAAAUAUACCUGACGAGAAUCAUUCGACUAUCGAUAUUGUUAAUCUGAAUAGAGCACUGUCACGAUUUCAUUUAUGUACCAACAAACGACAACCGUUGAGGCCCAGCAAGCAAUUCUGCAUUUAG
Acanthocheilonema viteae is the source of this 420-nucleotide messenger RNA. Lineage: Eukaryota; Metazoa; Nematoda; Chromadorea; Rhabditida; Onchocercidae. The record is from the annotation of a GenBank genome assembly.